This is a messenger RNA of Aspergillus tanneri, 651 nucleotides long. RefSeq names its product mitochondrial 54S ribosomal mL60 domain-containing protein. The transcript has 4 exons. The record is from RefSeq and is a predicted model, not a curated record. Bases 1 to 651 code for a protein of 216 amino acids. NCBI's taxonomy places the organism in Eukaryota, Fungi, Ascomycota, Eurotiomycetes, Eurotiales, Aspergillaceae. Gene Ontology annotation, molecular function: structural constituent of ribosome. Gene Ontology annotation, cellular component: mitochondrial large ribosomal subunit.
AUGUACAGGAACGAGCGACACAAAGCCGCUACGCCAAAUAUUGUCGUCGCAGACAUUGCCCUCCAGGGCACAGAGGGAGAGUCCCCCGUUGCGCCAGAAUCCAUAGCCCAGGAUGUCGGGAGAGAGCGUUCCCCAGUCAGGGAGGAGAGGAAAGGAAAGCACAGGCGUGAGAGAAGUCGCGGCGGUGAUUGGCCUCAGCCGUUGGGAAUUUUGGCCGCGGAGGUGCACGGACCAUGCGACUUCGACGGGAUUUUCCUGCUCACAGAACUCGACUCCGAUCCAUCGACUGUCGACUCCUUCGAUCUGUCCGUCACAUCCGUCUGCGAAGAUGAUGUUCAAGCCUUCGUCACCCCUCUUCUCGGGUCUUCUUUGAUCCCAUGGCGCAUAUCCUCACCGCAGAAGGCUCGUCAGAGGAAGCGUCUACGUGCGGUUGACAACGUCGUCGACACUGUCAGUGCCGCGUUGCAACGAAAUGGAGUCACCGCAAAAGCUGUCGACCGGUGGUACAGGGAAAUGCCGCGGGAGCAGGAAAUGCUGCCGAAGGACAAAUACACGAUCUUUGACAAGAAGGAAAAGAAGUAUCGCAAGGGAAUUCACAAGCUGCCGAAGUGGACACGAGUCAGCCAACGAGUGAACCCUCCUGGUUUCUAA